AUGGAGUUGGCGAUGAACCGGCUUCAGAGGUGUGGGAACAAGCGAGGGUUGUACAUUUUGAGGUGUAGCCCUAAAGAUUUCAACAAGUAUUUUCUGACUUUCCCUGUUGAGGUGUACGACGCUGUAGAAUACAAGCACUGCCAGAUAACCAGGUCUGACAGCAGGGAGUUUAACCUCAGUGGAACAAAAAGAAACUUCAGCAGCUUGCAGGAGCUUCUCAGCUGCUACCAAAAGGAAACUGUGCGCUCUGACAGCGUCAUUUUCCAAUUCAGCAAGUGCUGUCCACCUAAAUCCAAAGAAAAGUCUUGCCUCCUUGUGUGCAGAAGCAACAAGGGCUCUGAAGUGCCUCUGUCUCCAUCUCUACAUCGACGAAACAUCAGUCAGAUGGUGUUUCACAAGAUCAGGAAAGAAGAUCUUGAAUUUAUGGAGAGUCUCGGCCAAGGGACAUUUACCAAGAUAUUCAAAGGGGUCCGCAAAGAGGUGGGAGAUUAUGGACUCGUGCACCAAACUGAAGUUGUCAUGAAAGUCCUGGACCAGGCCCACCGAAACUACUCUGAGUCUUUCUUUGAAGCUGCCAGCAUGAUAAGCCAGUUGUCCCAUAAGCACCUGAUCCUUAACUAUGGUGUCUGUGUCUGCGGAGAUGAAAAUAUCAUGGUGCAGGAACUUGUGAAGUUUGGUUCUCUGGACACCUACCUGAAGAAGAACAAGAACUCCAUAAACAUCCUGUGGAAGCUGGAGGUGGCGAAGCAGCUGGCCUGGGCCAUGAACUUCCUGGAGGAAAAGCAUCUUGUCCACGGGAAUGUCUGUGCGAAGAAUGUUCUACUGAUCAGAGAGGAGGACCGGCGGGCUGGGAACCCCCCCUUCAUCAAACUGAGUGACCCUGGCAUCAGCAUCAAUGUUCUGCCCAGAGAAAUCCUGAUAGAGAGGAUCCCUUGGGUGCCGCCUGAAUGUGUGGAGGACCCCGGCAGCCUGAGCCUGGCUGCAGACAAGUGGAGCUUUGGCACCACUCUCUGGGAGAUCUGCAGCGGGGGGGAGAAACCGUUAGCAACACUGGACAACUCAAAGAAAACCCUGUUCUACGAGGAUCACCACCAGCUCCCUGCUCCAAAGUGGACCGAGCUGGCCAACCUGAUCACCAGCUGCAUGGACUACGAGCCGGCGUUCAGGCCCACGUUUCGCGCUGUUAUCCGUGACCUCCACAGCCUUUUCACACCAGACUAUGAGUUGAUUGUGGACAGUGACAUCGUGCCAAACAGGACGGUGGGCUCCGGCUUGUCCACCGGGGGCUUUGAGAGUCAGGAGCCGGCCCAGUUUGAAGAGAGACACCUCAUAUUCCUGCAGCAACUGGGCAAGGGUAACUUUGGCAGCGUGGAGAUGUGUCGGUAUGACCCGCUUCAGGACAACACCGGAGAAGUCGUGGCCGUGAAGAAACUCCAGCACAGCACUGCAGAACACAUACGAGACUUUGAGCGGGAGAUCGAGAUCCUGAAAUCUCUGCAGCAUGAGAACAUCGUCAAGUACAAAGGAGUCUGCUACAGCGCAGGACGACGAAAUCUCCGUCUCGUCAUGGAAUAUCUGCCCUAUGGAAGUCUGCGAGAUUACCUCCUGAAAAAUAAGGAGAGGAUCAACCACAAGAAGCUCGUGCAUUACACCUCGCAGAUCUGCAAGGGUAUGGAGUACCUGUCCAGUAAGCGGUAUAUCCACAGAGACUUGGCAACCCGAAAUAUCCUCGUGGAGAGUGAGCUGAGGGUGAAGAUCGGAGAUUUCGGCCUUACCAAAAUUCUGCCUCUGGACAAAGAGUACUACAUGGUCAAAGAGCCAGGAGAGAGUCCCAUAUUUUGGUAUGCGCCUGAGUCGUUGACAGAGAGCAAGUUCUCUGUGGCGUCAGAUGUCUGGAGCUUUGGAGUCGUGCUUUAUGAGCUCUUCACCCACAGCGAGAAGAACUCCAGCCCUCCUGCAGUUUUUAUGUCCAUGAUGGGAAAUGACAAGCAGGGACAGCUGAUCGUCUAUCACCUCAUCGAGCUCCUCAAGUCAGGCAGCCGGCUGCCUCAACCCCUUGGGUGUCCCGCAGAGAUACACGAGAUCACAGAGGAGUGCUGGGACAACGACCCCAGCCUGCGUCCUUCUUUCAAGGAGCUUGCCCUUCGCAUCGACCUGUUCAGGGACAGUAAGGAGUUUUAAACUGACAAAUCACCCAAAGUGCCCGCUCCUCUUCAACCGAGUCACUCUUAACAUUGUUGCCAUGUUUGUGGCAAAGGGACAAGGCCAUGAUGAGGUCCUCCUCCUGCGGAGUGCCAGUAUGUGGCAGAGCAGCUCGUGACUGGAAGAGCUGUGGUUCCAAACUAGGACCAGCUUAAAAACUACUGCCAAGGUGCCUUUAAGUAAGGCCCUCCAUCCCCAUUUCUAAAGUGGAGUGCCAUUGGGGCUUGCAGCAGAAUGGAAAUGUUCAAAGUACUGUUGAAGGUGAUGUUAGUCAGAUUAAGUGUUUUUAAAAAAAAAAAGAGUUCAAGAGUUUGUGGAGACUGUGAGUAGACUAUUGCCAGGCCUUAAGCUAGAGAUGCUUGUGUCAAACAAGUUCUCUCUCUCUGUGUGUGUGUGUGUGUGUGUGUGUGUGUGUGUGUGUGUGUGUGUGUGUGUGUGUGUGUGUGUGUGU
Notothenia coriiceps (black rockcod) is the source of this 2653-nucleotide messenger RNA. Its product is annotated as tyrosine-protein kinase JAK2-like. The record is from RefSeq and is a predicted model, not a curated record. Bases 1 to 2181 code for a protein of 726 amino acids. Gene Ontology annotation, cellular component: cytosol; membrane. NCBI's taxonomy places the organism in Eukaryota, Metazoa, Chordata, Actinopteri, Perciformes, Nototheniidae. Gene Ontology annotation, biological process: protein phosphorylation; cell differentiation; cell surface receptor signaling pathway via JAK-STAT. Gene Ontology annotation, molecular function: non-membrane spanning protein tyrosine kinase activity; growth hormone receptor binding; ATP binding. The transcript has 16 exons.